This is a messenger RNA of Anopheles gambiae (African malaria mosquito), 2635 nucleotides long. RefSeq lists its product as uncharacterized. The record is from RefSeq and is a predicted model, not a curated record. Gene Ontology annotation, cellular component: cytoplasm. The transcript has 2 exons. Lineage: Eukaryota; Metazoa; Arthropoda; Insecta; Diptera; Culicidae. Gene Ontology annotation, biological process: positive regulation of cytoplasmic translation. The coding region runs from base 130 to 1410 and encodes 426 amino acids. Gene Ontology annotation, molecular function: single-stranded RNA binding; zinc ion binding; translation regulator activity.
UAUUAGCAUUAGGUUAUUUUUGACAGCUGCCAUUAGAACAGAAUAAAAAGCGAACGAAUCAGGACGCCAAAUCGAAGUGACUACAAUUUAAUCGAUUUUACAUCUCAGAAGUGGGAUAGUGAGCCCAAAAUGUCCGUAGAUGACCAGAGAGUGACUAAGGAUGAGAUGCUGUGCGCACUCCAGUCGGCCGAAAUAACCGUGCCAUGUACGGCAACACUGAUGCAGAUCCGUGCUCUCUAUAAGGAAGCGUACCCUAGCUCGCAACAAAAUGGCGAUUCCAACGACACCAUGUGCAACGCAGCCAUUGCCGAAAGUAAAGAAGAGAGCGUCACCCAGAUCAUGAAAACUGAUGUGAUCAAAGAAAACGACGAAGCUGCAGCAGAAAUUGUGCUCCUAAAGCAAAAAUGUGAGAUACUUGAACUGCGGAACAAAUUAGCAGCGCUUGAGAGCCAAAGUCGUGAAUACUCCAAUACAGCUAGAUUGAUUCAUCCGGAAGAGGUUAAGCAGAUUAUUCCGAUGUUUGGAGAGGGUGCCAGUUUCUUGCAGUGGAUAAAAACGGUAAAACACAGUGCUGAAGUUUAUGGUUGGACCGACCAAAUGACAUUGAUGUACGCUAGCAGUCAGCUAACUGGCGCUGCAAAGGAGUGGUACAGUGGUUUCCGGCAUUCUGUAACAUCGUUUAAAGAAUUUGCCGAAGGAAUGGGAAAAGCUUUCCCAGACACGCAUAAUGAAGCUGCUAUUCACAAGAAGCUGUUGCAUACAUUCAAAAGGAAUGAUGAGUCCUACGCCGCCUACAUCUUUCGUGUACAUGCCCUUGGAACAACUGGGAACGUGAGUAACGCAGCGAUUAUAACAUACAUCAUCCGAGGACUAUCGCGCGAUCCCAUGUAUGACAACUUAGUGGCGAAAGAAUAUCGUGAUGUGUAUGAUCUGAUUGAUCAUGUAAACCGAUGCGAGAUGCAUUACCAAAUGCGUGAACCACCGUCAUCCCCCACUCGUCCACAACCUUCAAGCCGUUUUACAUCGAUGCUGAAAACCAACACCAAACCAGCCAAUGGGCGAGAAGAAAUGGUGCGAUGCUACAAUUGUUCGAGUUUCGGCCAUUUUUCCAACCAGUGCCGAAAACCACGUCAGUCUGCCCAACUAUGUUUCUUGUGUGGAAGCCCUGAUCACAAGAAACAAGACUGCCCGAACGUUGCCCAGAGGAUGCCUGCCGCUAUAUUUGCACCGUGCGAUCAGCAGAGUUUCCAACAUCAGUGUCCGGCAUCACGAUUGCCUCAAUCCGGUGGCAAUGAUUACUCACAUCUGAACCUGUCGAUGGCUGCUGCAGCAGAAAACAAUUACGGAGAUGAUAAUGGAAAUCAAGUGACUGGUUCAGGAGCUAGGAUCGAUCCAAUUCAGGAGCCCUAAAAGUUUCAUCAGUGAACAACUUGUGCCAAACAUCAAACAUACUCCUCAAUUUUCGGGAUUCUGUGGAUUAGGCAACCAGCAGCUUACAUCUUUGGGCCAUGUGAACAUUAGAAUAAAAUUUCGAAAUAUCAACGUUUCCCAUUCCUUUAUGAUACUGCCAAAACAACAAACAGCAUGGCCCUUGAUUGCAGGAAGGGACUUAUUAAAAAAGAUGAACAUCCAUUUACAUUACCUUUGUUAUCGUUAUUCUCAAGACAAUCUGAUGAACUUACUAAAAGAAAAUAAAUCUACUCUUGCAACACACGUGAAAGCGCGCCUUAAUUCAUUGGGGAUUUUUAAAACUAAUUCGAAGGAUGAGGCAGACAUUUGGACGCAAUCUAUUUUCCAAUCAGACCAGAAAAGAUACGAUAGUGUUGAUGAUCAUAAUCAGACCAACGAUAGUGGUACGGAGGCUGAGAGUAUUUUGAGGACUUUUUCAGAGUUAUGUGCUAUUGAUAUUAGUAAGGAAGCGAACACAUUGGAUAUAGGAAACGAAUUGAGUGAAGACCAGAUGUGUCUGAUAGCUUCAUGUGUGGAAAAUAACUAUCUUCAGCCCUUAAAUGAAACUAUUCUUGAAUCACAACAUUCAAUGAAAAUAAGUGUUACAAAUGAUACUCCAAUAUUCUGUAAACCUAGGCGGUUGUCUUUUGCCGAACGCAAUCAGGUUCGUGAUAUAGUUAAAAAUUUAUUAGAAAAACAAAUUAUUCGACCCAGCAAUUCACCUUACGCAUCUGCUAUUGUGUUAGUACGGAAGAAAAAUGGUGAGGUACGAAUGUGUGUUGACUACCGUCCGUUAAAUAAGAUAACAAUUCGUGAUAACUAUCCAAUACCUUUAAUUGACACUUGCCUCGAACACCUAAGCGGUAAACGGUAUUUCACUCUCUUAGAUCUCAAAAGCGGCUUUCAUCAAAUUAAGAUGCACGAAGAUUCUAUUAGUUACACUGCCUUUGUAACACCUGACGGACAGUAUGAAUAUCUGAAAAUGCCAUUUGGGCUAAAAAACGCUCCCUCAGGAUUUCAAAGAUUCAUUAACUCAGUACUGCGAGAAUUCAUCGACGAAGCCAAACUAGUCGUCUAUCUUGACGACAUAAUCAUAGCGUCAAAGACGUUUCAAGAUCAUUUAGAAACUCUAGGUGCUGUUUUAAAAACUCUUAGGAAGAAUGGAUUGGAACUGCGUAUUGACAAA